GUAGUCUGUGAUCUCUACGCGGUGGUUGUAGAAAGUAUUUCUUCAAAAUGCUGCUCAAAGGCAUUCUUCUAUUAGUUUCCAUUGCUCAAAUAGCAGCAGAUUUCAAAUCGAUUGGCAUUGAACAAGCUCCCUGGCAGGCUUCCGUUCAAAUAAACGACAAACAUCACUGCGGAGGAGUGAUAUACAGCGAAGAUAUCAUCCUGACCAUUGCCGAGUGUGUGAGAAAGGCCAGAUUGGAAUUCAUCUCGGUGCGAGUGGGGUCUGCCCAGGAAAACGCCGGUGGCACUGUGCUGAAGGUCGAGAAGAUGAGGCUGCAAGUACUUGGCCUGCGUCCCAGUGAUGUGGCCAUACUCCAGCUGAGAUCGCCGCUGUACUUGGACGGCGGAAUUCGGGCCAUUCCCUUGGCCACCAUACCAUUAGUGCCGGGAACGAAUGCCUCCGUUUCGGGUUGGGGUCAACUCUCUGCCAUGAAUCCUUCGUCGGAAGUUUUACUGAGAGUCGAUGUAAAAAUCCAAGAUCAAUUGAUGUGCGCGACAAACCUUGCUCUGAAGGGCAGACUUAUGAGUGUGGGCGAGAUCUGCGCAGCACCUGCGGGAGAAAUUCCCUACGCCUGUCAAGGAUUCGUCGGCGGUCCUUUGGUUGCCAAUAAUCGGCUGUAUGGAAUCCUUUCCUGGCAAAGUGCCUGCGACGUCCUCAAUAAAUCUAGUGUCUAUGCCAAUAUCGCGAUGUUCAAAGUGUGGAUUGAAUCCACUGUUAAGCUAAUGAAUUUCUUCAGAAUAGGCUAGGCAUUUUAAAACGACCUUUAAAAUAUACGUUUAAAAAAUCAACAGUUUGUGCUGCACAAAAUUGGUCAAAUUGUUUUCGCUCAACCAUAAAACGCACACACAUCGUUUUUUAUUUGCUGGUUUCGCUGCGAAAUUGAAAUUUAAUUCAUUUGCAUUUUUUCUAUGAUCUGGGAGAGAGCGGCACAGAUGAACAUUAUUAAUACGGCCCAUAAGCCCAAUAAAUGCUCAUGAUUCCCCGCGUUGUUCUCAU
Messenger RNA from Drosophila melanogaster (fruit fly), 1035 nucleotides. RefSeq lists its product as uncharacterized. The coding region runs from base 48 to 785 and encodes 245 amino acids. Lineage: Eukaryota; Metazoa; Arthropoda; Insecta; Diptera; Drosophilidae. Gene Ontology annotation, cellular component: extracellular region. The transcript has a single exon. Gene Ontology annotation, biological process: proteolysis. The record is from RefSeq and is marked reviewed.